ACUGAGUAGCUACUAUGUGCUAAACUCUGGGAGUAUACUGGUACACAAGACCUACUCAGAGGUCUCACAGAGACCUCACUGAGGAGUUGACAUUAUUCUGGAAAAAAAGGGAGGGACAAGCCGAGGUGAAGGAAAGCUUCCCAGCAAGGAAGAAACACCAAUAUCUGGAGGGAAAAGAAUGUUAAGAAAAAACAAAAUAUUAAUUUUUAAAUACUUUCUUAAUCUCAUUAAUGGAGCUUUCUUGGUUCUUGGACUUUUAUUAUUGGGAUUUGGUGCAUGGCUUUUAUUAGAUAGAAAUAUUUUUUUCACAGCUUUGGAUAAAAAUAAUCAUCUGAUAGUAUAUAUUUUUCAAAUUUUGACUGGAACUGGAUCUGCUAUUGUUCUUCUUUGUCUCUUGGGUUAUUUGGGAAUUCACAAUGAAAUCAGAUGGCUCCUAAUCCUGUAUGCGGCACUGUUAAUGUGGGCCUUUGGUGUUCAAGUUGUACUUUCAGGAUUCAUCUUCACAAAGAAAAAAGAGAUUCACCAAGUAUGGCAUGAUAAAGUUGACUUAAUCAUUGCUGAGUAUGGAUCUAAAGAUAUGCCUGAAGAUAUACCCAAGUGGACUUUUCUGAAUGCUUUACAGAAAACAUUGCAGUGUUGUGGCCAGUACAAUUACACAGACUGGAUAAAGAAUAAAAAUAAAGAAAAUUCAGAACAGGUUCCAUGUUCUUGCACAAAUUCUACAUUAAGAAAGUGGUUUUGUGAUGAGCCACUGAAUGCAACUUACCUAGAGGGUUGUGAAAAUAAAAUCAACACAUGGUAUAACGCUAAUGCUUUAACAUUAACUGGAAUUAACUUCGGACUUUUGGCUUCAGAGGUUUUGCAAAUCACAUUAACUGUUUCUUUCUUCAGACACAUCAAGAAUAAAGUAUAUGCAAAAAUGUGA
This is a messenger RNA of Lynx canadensis (Canada lynx), 925 nucleotides long. RefSeq names its product tetraspanin 19 (gene TSPAN19). Gene Ontology annotation, cellular component: membrane. The transcript has 9 exons. The record is from RefSeq and is a predicted model, not a curated record. Bases 179 to 925 code for a protein of 248 amino acids. Lineage: Eukaryota; Metazoa; Chordata; Mammalia; Carnivora; Felidae.